Molecule: messenger RNA, 1007 nt
Organism: Manduca sexta (tobacco hornworm)
Lineage: Eukaryota; Metazoa; Arthropoda; Insecta; Lepidoptera; Sphingidae
Product: protein KIAA0100-like
Exons: 5
Coding region: 170-745 (191 amino acids)
Source: RefSeq, a predicted model, not a curated record
GCAGGUGCUGGUGCCGCAGGAGCCGUCGGGUCGCGCGCCGCUGGCCCGACGCGCGGCGCUGCGCGUGUUCUGCCGCGACCGCCCGCCCGUGGGGAUCGCCGUCAAGGAACACUUCGAGGUCAACAUCGUGCCCAUACGGAUUGGUCUCACAAAGAAGUUCUUCAACACAAUGCUAAAGUUCUGCUUCCCGGAGCGUGACCCUGACGCUAUGGAUGAUGCGGAAGAUGAGGCCGAGGGCACGUUACGACCUUCGUCCUCCGCCAGCCUGGUCUCCACCGGCUCUAAGAAGAUGAAGAAGAAGGGCAAAGACUCAAACUCCAACUUCUACGUGAAGAGGGAUAAGAGGGACAAGGAUGAUGUUGAGAAGAUGAAGGAGCGUGCUGAAAAGAACAAGCUAUUCAUAUACAUCAAGAUACCUGAAGUACCAGUGAGGGUGUCGUACAAGGGCAGCAAAGAGAAGAAUCUGGAGGAUGUCCGGGACUUGCCGCUGGUGCUGCCGACCCUCGAGUACCACAACGUCACCUGGACUUGGCUGGAUUUGUUGCUUGCCACCAAGACUGACACUAGGAAGGUGAUCCUGUCGCAAGCCAUCCGGCAGAAGCUGCAGCUGCACCGGCGCGCCGCGGCCGCGCCCGAGCCGCACGAGGAGGACAAGGCGCGUCUGCUGCUCGGCGAGCGGACCGUAGCAGAGAGCAAACCGCAAAAGAAAAGCACGCCGAGCGUUUUCAAGUUUUCAAAAUCAUAGCAAUCAAUAAUAAAGAAGAAGAAAUAGGUUAAAAACCAUAUGAUACAUAUUCUAAUGACUGAACACUGGUUGGACUUAGCUCUUAAUGGAGCUUGAAUAAUGCAAGAAAAAAGACUUUAUUUAGCCACUUAAAGGGUAGAAGGCUAGAUUUUUUAUAGGAAGAAGUUCAGAUCUUAAACCAGGUAGAUGGGAUAUUAAAUACAUGAUAACCUACUUACUGUGACGGUCUCAACAAGGAUGAUAUACUGGCAAUUGUCGUUGG